This is a messenger RNA of Penicillium vulpinum, 870 nucleotides long. RefSeq lists its product as uncharacterized. The record is from RefSeq and is a predicted model, not a curated record. The transcript is spliced from 3 exons. Gene Ontology annotation, biological process: protein phosphorylation. Gene Ontology annotation, molecular function: protein kinase activity; ATP binding. The coding region runs from base 1 to 870 and encodes 289 amino acids. NCBI's taxonomy places the organism in Eukaryota, Fungi, Ascomycota, Eurotiomycetes, Eurotiales, Aspergillaceae.
AUGGCGAACACUGAAGCAUCCCCUCGAGACACAGAUUUUGGUGACUUUGUGAAGGAUGAAGAAGAGGAACUCGACCUCGAAGAACUUGUUGAGCCAUGGCAUAGUGCUCAACGAGAGGUACCUGAUGAACAUAAACUUGGCUUUGGUGGUGGCUCAACUGUCUGGAUCGCAUUUGAUAUGCAAGAUAAAAGAGACGUGGCCCUCAAAGUCAUGACCCUAGGGAAAUGGGGCGACAACGAAAUUCGAAUCCAGGAUGAGAUUAUCAAAACGGUACCGGACACUUCUCGUCUGGUUAUAUAUACUACAACUUUCUUUCUACCCCGAGACGAUAAAAGCUACCAUAGAGUCUUGGUAUUCCCUGUAAAAGGGCCAUCUAUCUGCACUCUUACCUUAAAAAAGACUGCUAUAGCUUCUCGUAUGUCUACUGCUCGACAAUUACUGGAGACUGUGGCAAGUUUACAUGAAGCUGGAAUUAUACAUCGCGAUUUGAACGCAAGGAACUGUAUGUGGGGAAUGGCUCAGUCUAUCGAUGGUCUUAGCAGAAGCGCUAAGUAUGAGUUAUUCGGUCGACCUUUGAAGCAGACAAUACCAUUUGUCGAUCUCUGGAAAAAGGGCGAGCUGGUGAGCCCUGUCAAAGUUUCUCAAGACCUUUGCACAGCAGAGUUCUAUCUCUGUGAUUUUGGUUUAGCAAAGAAAAUUGGCGAUCUCACUACUCAACGCGGCUACCCACCUAUGCAGUAUUGCUCUCCAGAUCGACUUCAUAAACAAGAGCCAAGUUUUGCUUGCGAUAUGUGGAGCUAUAUGGCUAUUUUCUCUAUGCUCUACCUUCAUUUCCUCCAUUUCCCACGUUUCUCGACGGUGGAGUUGUGA